GAUUAUGACUGACACUACGAUAAGCGAUAAUACCACUGACAGUAAUGACAGAAAAAAGCAAAACAAUUCCGUGAUCCAUCCAUCGAAAACAUUUACAUAAAUAUAAUAUUAUAAUGGUACGUAGACAGCGCGAACAGAGCACCACUGAAGACGAAAUCGUCAUUGAUGCUCCAUCGAACAAAAAACAUAAAAAACGCAAGCAUCAUCAUAAAAAAAGAAAAAUCGACGAUGAAUUCGAUAGUGACACAUCGAUUGACGUAUCUUACGAAGAUGCAGGCGACAAACCAUUCAAAGUGAAGAUGAAAGGUGGUAAAGAUUUAUUAGGAACUUCAGCUGCCGAUAUUCUCAAAGCUCAAACAAUGAAGUCCUCUUCGGAUUCGCGGCGCUCAAUGCCUGGAUCCUCUUCCAGUACUCCACCAAAGGCCUCAUCAAAAAGAAAGAAAAAAGGUCGAGAUAGUGGUACAUCAAGUGAAGAAGAACGCUGGCUUGAUGCUAUAAAAUCUGGCAAACUUGAAGAGGUUGAUGAAGAGUUAAAGAAAAUAAAACCUAAAGAUCCUAAAAUGAUGACAGCAAGACAAAGAGCAAUGUAUGAACGAGGCACAGAUAAAGAAACCAGUCCAGGUGGUGAAGUGCUCCUUGCAUUACCAUCAGGAUAUAAAGAGAAAGUCAUGACUGCAGAAGCCAUACAAAAGGCUGCUUUGAAAUCACAGAAAAGGAAACAAAUGGCUGAUGAAAAAAGAGAAAAAGACAAAAAGAAAACAAUGGACAGACUUCUCAAAAAACAAGAAUCAAAGAAUUUGAAAAACAUGCUUAAAGGCAAACCUAUUAAAAAGCAGGAGCCGAUGAUUGUGUAUAGAAACAAUAAUGAUGAAAUAACACUAUCAUUACCACCAGGAGAAGAUUUCCCAUUAGAGAAGAAGCCACCUAUUGAAUCUCCGAAGCCAAUAAUAUGUGGGGUUACCGAAUGCACCAACAUAAAAAAAUAUAAUUGCUCUAAAACAGGAGUACCAUUGUGCAGUUUAGAAUGCUAUAAAAAAAAUCUACUGACUAUAGCCUCUUAGUAAUAAUUAUUAUAGUUGUAAAAUAAAACUAUUUUUCAGAUUUUAUAGCAGUUUUAAGUAACACGCCGCCCCACAACCAAGAGGGCUGAGAAGUCUUCGAAAGUCUGGGAGACAAUUAUAAUAUAAAAACUGCAAUACAAUCUGCAAAAUAGUUUUAUUUUAAUGUCAUUUAUGUAAACAUAAGCAAUCAAUUAUUAUAGUUUGUAAAUACUAUGUACACUGAUUAGUCCUGAGUUUUCUUUGUAACCAGCAAGUAAUGUUAAUCUAGUGGUACCCAAUGUAUAUUAUAAUUGUUUAUUGUACCCACUUGGUUACAGUUCCAGUUUGAUGGUAAAACAUGGUUUUAACAUAUCUAAAUGCCAUACUUGUAAAAAUAUGUUUGUGAAGAUGGGUAUGAGGAACUUAUUAAAAUAAAUAUAGAUUAUACUGUCUGAUUGUAUCAGCCUGUAAU
This is a messenger RNA of Manduca sexta (tobacco hornworm), 1512 nucleotides long. RefSeq names its product INO80 complex subunit B. Gene Ontology annotation, cellular component: Ino80 complex. Gene Ontology annotation, biological process: chromatin remodeling. The record is from RefSeq and is a predicted model, not a curated record. The transcript has 3 exons. Lineage: Eukaryota; Metazoa; Arthropoda; Insecta; Lepidoptera; Sphingidae. The coding region runs from base 114 to 1061 and encodes 315 amino acids.